AUGUUUCUUCGACACCUGGAUCUGACGACUGCGCUUCGGCCAUCGCUUUACGACGAUGAGACUCUUCUCUUCGUUCAGGACAGUGUGGGCUUGUACGAAGGCAAAUACAAGAUCCCAAACUAUCAAAAUGGUCAUGCUUAUCUGACAUCGCAUCGUGUAUGCUACGUCGACAAUGGAGACCCCAGGAAAUACUCCGUGGCCAUCAAUUUGAAGGAGAUCGAGCGAUCCGAGUUCUAUGCUGGCUUUCUCAAAUCCUCUCCAAAGAUCACCCUUUUCCCAAAGGCAGCCAAGAAGGGGGUUUCGGCCAUUAGAAGUCCUGUCCCACGAUAUGCGUCUCCAAGUGAUGCUUUGGUAGGAUCAGUUGGAUCCUCUUUACCCACAUCAACACCAUCACCCGCUCCUGCCAGAGAUGUAAAUGCCACUUGGGUCUGUUCGAUAUGUGGAAUGUCGAAUCAAGUCCCGCCCAACUUUGAUCCUGCUACAGCGAACGAGCAUACGCCGCUAUCGCCAUGUCAGGCGUGUGGGAUCAAACCUCCUCUGGUCACCAUGGUGAAAGCCGCGAUCAGCGCAAUGUCGAAUCGUCCAAGCAGGGCUUCUGGACCAACCACCAUCGCACAUGGGUUCAAUACUUCUUCCAAUUCGGGAUUGCAAAACUUAUCUUCACAGCCGGCAAUACCGCCUGGUCAAUGUCCACGCUGUACAUUUCAGAACCACCCCUCACUGAGCACAUGUGAAGUGUGUGGCGCAUCUCUGCAAACGGCAACCGAUCGCAGAGUUCAGACUACGGCAGAAGAAAUCCAGCGGACAGACUCGCCCGGUCCUAGUCUGGAUGUCGCAAGCAUCGUGGGCAAUGACUCCAUCCAGACCAUCAAAUUCUCAUUUCGUGACGGUGGUGCGCCUACCUUCAACGACCGACUUCAAAACGCACUAGUGCAGAGAAAGUGGUUGCUCCAGAGUGCACCGCCAGUACCCAAACCAGCCUCCACACCGCCUCAGUCAAAUGGCUUCUCGAGGCCAAAUAAUGGCACUACACCGUCAAGCAGCACACCACGGCGAGUUGUUGGAAUUGCGGGCCUGGAGCAGAGAGGUGCUCUUCUGCGACAAAACAAUCAAGCAGUCAUUGGUACCGCCUUCGAAGAUCUUGAAGCAUUGAUGACAUCCGCGAAAGAAGUCAUUGAGAUGGCAGAACAAUUUGCUAAGCAGACAAACGGUGCCGCAGACGGUGACUCUGACGCAAGAAGGCUGAUCUCAGACUCUGCUUCUGCGUUAGGGUUGGUGACUACGAAGGAUAUGCUCGGCACUGGAUCAUCUGCAGAGCAGCUAUACGUGACGGAACUUUCUCGAGAUCUGGCGGAAUUCCUGACUGACGACAGGAAAGGCGUGCUUCGCAAAGAAGGAGGCAUCAUAUCGCUAGUGGAUCUUUGGCAAGUGUUCAAUCGGACCCGCAACGGCAUUGAGUUGGUGUCGCCAUUAGACUUCGAAAAAGCUGCCACCAUGUGGGAUACGUUACACUUACCUGUGCGCCUGCGUCGAUUCAAAAGUGGUCUAUUGGCUGUGCAAGAGCGAAGCAGGACCGACGAGAAGACGAUUGCAAGUUUGUUGAGUUGGUUGCAACAACCUCAUCAUACUUUUGCGUUGCAGACUGGCGAUGAUCAGAAGCCUGCUUUUGGUAGAGGCGUCACGGCACAAGAGACUGCAGAACGAUUUGGCUGGAGUGUUGGUGUUGCUACGGAAGAGCUUGAAAUGGCGGAAGAAGCCGGUGCUCUGUGUCGAGAUCAGUGCUUGGACGGUAUUCGAUUCUGGGAGAAUCACUUCUUGCGAAUGGUAUCAGGACAAGGAGCAGCAUAG
This is a messenger RNA of Zasmidium cellare ATCC 36951, 1848 nucleotides long. RefSeq lists its product as uncharacterized. The transcript has a single exon. Gene Ontology annotation, biological process: protein transport to vacuole involved in ubiquitin-dependent protein catabolic process via the multivesicular body sorting pathway. Gene Ontology annotation, molecular function: phosphatidylinositol-3-phosphate binding; ubiquitin binding. NCBI's taxonomy places the organism in Eukaryota, Fungi, Ascomycota, Dothideomycetes, Mycosphaerellales, Mycosphaerellaceae. The coding region runs from base 1 to 1848 and encodes 615 amino acids. Gene Ontology annotation, cellular component: late endosome membrane; ESCRT II complex. The record is from RefSeq and is a predicted model, not a curated record.